CAAGGUUAGAUUAUAUUAGAAUUAACUUGUUAAAGGUUGGACCAAUCAGUUGUUAGUUUAUUUAACUUGGUACUAACGUGUUCGUUUUGUGGUUAAAUAGGCAAUAUAUCUUGUAAUGCGAUUAACUAACUAAACUAAGUAUCCUGAAUGUUCUGUACUAUAGACUUGAUUUAUUGUACCUCAUUAAACAGUAGUAUGAUUUACACAAAUUUGUAUUGUAACUUUAAGUAGUAUAUAUUUUUUUCAUUUGUAUUUUAUUAUUUAUUUUCCAAUUUAUUAUUACCUUUAUAUCUAGGAUCUAGCUAAUUGGAAAUCAUUUUUUAAAUUAUUUCUUCUGAAGACAACAAGAAUGUCUGCUGCAAGACAAGGCUUGCAAGUGGCCAAGAAGAUCACGUCACUUAAUGCUGUUAACCUUAACUGGCAGGUCGGCAAAUACCCAAACCAACUUGGAUGCAUCCACGACAGUUUGGCCCCCUUCCAGAAACAGCUUCACAAGAUUGACUACGUUGGAUCAGGCUACUGCAAAAUUGGCCUGCUGAACCAUGAUAUGCUAAAUGAGACCGAUCCGAUUGUUCAGGAGGCAAGAUUGCGGAUGACAGAAGAUGAGAUCCAAGGAAGAUAUUUCCGACUCUCAAGAGCUCUACUUCUUUCCGCUAACCACCAGAUACUUCCAACUGAGCAGUGGACACCAAUGGAUUCAGAUCACAACUACCUUCAGCCUCAUAUCAAUGCUGUGAAGCAGGAAACCAAGGAAAGGUUGCUGGUGAAGUGCGCUUUGCUUGAUUUCGAAGAUUUGGUAGACCGGGUGUUUUUGAUUCCCUUCCGUAUGAUGAAUUACUUCCAGAUCAAAAAUAUCCGACAGAAACUUAAAGUCCAAGGAAACCCAAAGCUUAUCUAAUCGCUUUCACAGAUCUAUCUUCACUAAAACUGUAUGCUAAUUCAUCAGUUGUAACGACUUAUUUAUUUGAAUAUGGUAUUUUGAAUAAUAACUUGUGACUUUUUUGGUUUAAUAAGUUCAACAGUGCAUAAACAAAUACAAAAUAAAGUUCUAUUUAUCUUUAUCAUUCAAUGAAAGCAGAUAUAUGUUGAAGUUA
This is a messenger RNA of Ciona intestinalis (vase tunicate), 1094 nucleotides long. RefSeq names its product cytochrome b-c1 complex subunit 7. Gene Ontology annotation, cellular component: respiratory chain complex III. Gene Ontology annotation, biological process: mitochondrial electron transport, ubiquinol to cytochrome c. The record is from RefSeq and is a predicted model, not a curated record. Lineage: Eukaryota; Metazoa; Chordata; Ascidiacea; Phlebobranchia; Cionidae.